This is a messenger RNA of Caenorhabditis briggsae, 315 nucleotides long. The coding region runs from base 1 to 315 and encodes 104 amino acids. The transcript has a single exon. Gene Ontology annotation, molecular function: RNA binding. The record is from RefSeq and is a predicted model, not a curated record. Lineage: Eukaryota; Metazoa; Nematoda; Chromadorea; Rhabditida; Rhabditidae.
AUGAGCAAUAAUGAUGAGCAAUCAUCAUCAUCAUCAUCAAUCAAUCAAAAAUCCUCACUUCCCAAAUUCCCACCACCAAAUCCCGGCUCUAAAUUGGCUCUCCAUCAAAUUCAAUGCUCAAUUCAUACUGUAGACUCGCUUCGUUCAUAUUUCGAAUCGUUUGGCAUCGUUGAACAAAUUGAAAUCACUCCACGUGCCGAUGGAUUUGUAGUUUUUGAGGAGAAGGCGUCAGCGGAUCGAUGUCUGGCUCAUGGAGCACAACAUGAUGUGCAGGACCACAAGAUUUGGGUGGAGAGACAAGCCACGUUUUAUUGA